Pleurotus ostreatus (oyster mushroom) is the source of this 1092-nucleotide messenger RNA. RefSeq lists its product as uncharacterized. The record is from RefSeq and is a predicted model, not a curated record. Lineage: Eukaryota; Fungi; Basidiomycota; Agaricomycetes; Agaricales; Pleurotaceae. The coding region runs from base 1 to 1092 and encodes 363 amino acids. The transcript has a single exon.
AUGUACUUUACACCAGUAAAGCGACUAUUCAUCCGAAUCGAAGCAGGACGGGCACUGGGAAAGCGUCGUCGGGGAGAAGAGAUAGAAACCCAGGAUUUAGGGCCCAAGAAGGUGACAGGUGCAACAUCGAGGAAUCCAGUGGCAACAAAGCAUGCUCAUGGCUCAGCGUCCGCUUCCAUUCCUGGAGCUCCUCGGAUCGCUUUGCAGCACGAAGAUUGUUCCGAGGAUGCAAUCGUCAUCACCGCCCUGGACAAGAUACCCUUCUGUUGUCAUGAAGAUCUCUUGACGAUGUCUAGGGAGAAACUUGAGGAAGUCGCAGCUUCACUGAAUGCCAAAUUACCAGAGUCAAUGAGGAUUGACGUCGCGCUACUUCGCACCGACAGAGAAAUACGCAAGGACAUCGAGGUAGCCGUAGGCAUCACAAAGAACGUACCUGGAGCACCUAAAGCGAACAAGAGAAGGGCCAACGCCACACCUACGCGGAAUGACAAGCACGUAGAAUCGGUGACGCCGCUCAGCAGCCCCCUGGCGAGCAGAAGUAGGAUAUACGGGGUUUACACUCCUAGCCCUGGACUUGGGCCACUAGAUGAGGCUGACGAAGAGGACUUUAGUCAAGAAAGACAAAGCAAACGUCGCAAAGUCGCCGCAACGAACACCUUUAGGAACGAAAUCGACGACGUCUUCACUUCUAUGGGCAGCAAUAGGCUUCACCCGAGGGAACUGCAGAAUAUAUUCAGCGCGUCGCCAUUAAGGGCACACCCAACUCAGUUGACGCCGUACCAUAAUCUAGUCCGGGCACCCUCGGCGCAGCCGAGGAGGAAACAUCGACCGACGAGCCAGCUUGUGACAAGUUCGUCUGUUGCAGCGCAAAACAGUCUCUUGACGCCCAUCCAAACAUCGACGCCUCGGAAGUCACGAAGCCCGCUAAGAGGUUCACCUUUGCGGUCGCCUCUCCGUUUCCCUCGGGGAAACACCAAGGACGUGUCAGUGGAGGACGACCCAGACGCCAUAGCCUUGAUGUCCGGUAUGUACGGUAUGAGGAUGUGUGAAUCGUACGAUGGGGACUUCUUGGAUAUGGACAUUGAUACUUGA